Brassica oleracea var. oleracea is the source of this 969-nucleotide messenger RNA. RefSeq lists its product as uncharacterized. Bases 1 to 969 code for a protein of 322 amino acids. NCBI's taxonomy places the organism in Eukaryota, Viridiplantae, Streptophyta, Magnoliopsida, Brassicales, Brassicaceae. The record is from RefSeq and is a predicted model, not a curated record. The transcript has 3 exons.
AUGGCUAGAGUCAGCGGAAUCGGCGACAAAGUGGCCAUAGAUGCGCUCCGAAAGACACUCUGGUACAAGUCGAAGCUCAGGAAGUGGAUAACCUUGGACAAGCCGAGAACGAUCCAGAACGCGCUCCACAAGGCCACAGACUACAUAAUCAUCGAGGAAGAGACAAAGGUCUUGUCGCAAAAGCAAAAGCCGACGAAGACGUCGUCAAAGGAUCCUGGGUCGGAUCAGAAAUCAAAAAAGAAAAACCCACGAAAUGACAAAAACGUUUAUUGCGGGGAAGAAGGGACCCAUGGAGCACAGAACUACGCCAUCAACUCUGGACCAGAGCAUGGCCAGACGACGGGUAAAACAUGGACCCAAAAUCCGAACUACGACGAGAACGUCUUCUGCGACUUUCAUCAAGCCUACGACCACUCAACCGUUAACUGGAAAGUUCACGGCGCAAGAUUGGCCGCAAAACUGCUUGCAGGGAACCAACGGGGUGAAAAGCGCGGAAGAAGGCAUGACGAGAAGGGCAACGACAGUAGCCGCCGCAAAGUCAAUAUGAUCAUCGAAGGAUCGCAGUAUUGUGGCGAUAACGUCUCUGCCUUCAAAGGUUAUCAGCGUAAGGCCGAUACAAGCGAAAACUCGCUAGCCUGGUCUGCGCCCAACGACUUCCUGAAAGGGGCAAUCACUUUCGACGAAGAAGAGGCUGGUGGGAUCGAUCAGCCCCACUGUGAUCCACUCGUAAUCGAUCUCGUGAUAAGAGACCUCAUGGUCGCAAGGGUUCUCAUCGACACAUGCAGCACAGUCAAUGUCAUCUUCCGCGACACUCUCAAGAGGAUGAACGUCGAGCUAGGAGAAGUUGUACCUGAUACUGCCAUAUGGGUAUGGGCUAGUAUCUGUCGUCAGUGCCUUAGUAGCAGCAGGGGAGAUUGGUCGUUAGGCGGGGGCCGCCUAUCGAUGGUGAAGAUUGCAGGGUCUUCUUGA